AAUUGUGUAUUGGUAUUGCAUAUUGAGAAGAAAAAAGAAAAUCUAAUAGUGAACCGUUUAACCGUUUUUAACGACCUCUUGUGCUCGCGCUUUCCAUGCCAUCUCUUUCAUUCAUUAUUUUCUUCCAUAGCCAUUCCCUUCUUUGGGGUCAAAGCUAACGCGUUUUCUUCAUAGUUUUCUCUGAAAUCAUCGAGUCAGUCAGCACAGAGACCCCCAAAAUCGGAUUUAUACAUUGCUACCUGAAAUUCUCUCAUCGGGUUUAUCCAUCUAAUUUGCUCUCUUCCCUCUGUCAUGUUAUCCAUUAUCUGAAUCUGAAUGGUUUUUGAGAACCUUCUUUUAUAUUUAUAUAGCCUUAUUAUUACCCAAAUUGGAUUGUUUUGGUUAGUAACCUUGGUAGUGGGUUCUUAUCAAUCUUUGUACAUGAAAAUCAUGGCGUCUUUGAAGUCUGGUGUUCUUGUAAAGUUUCUUGAAGAUAUGAAAAUUGGAGGUAAUGCCUCCGAUGAUGAAAAAACCAUAUUGUUGCAAAUCAGAAGCAUCAUUCCUGUCCUUGAAGAAGGCGAUCUUUGGCCUAACAGAGGAUUUUACCUCAAAGUUUCAGAUAUUUCUCAUGCAAUAUAUGUUUCUUUGCCCCAAGAGCAAAAUGAGAUGAUUCUUGCAAAUCAAUUGAAAUUAGGUCAAUUCAUUUAUGUAAAAAAAUUGGAGGAUGCUCACCCUUUUCCGUUGAUAAGGGGCGUAACGCCUCUCCCUGGUAGGCGCCCAUGUGUGGGAACCCCUCAAGACAUUGAUUCCGUUGCAAAUGUAAUGAACAUUCUUCAGGCAUCUAAUUCUGAUUGUAUUGUUGAAAAAACUGUAAUUUCUGAGAAUAAAAUAAUUGAAAUCCCUUCCAAUUCACGAAAAUUGGCUCGUAGAUUAUCUGAUUCUGAUGGGUUUAAGAACAAAAAUGAUCAUUUGGAAAGUAAAUCUAAAGGCAAAUUUCGCUCUCUCAGUGCUUCAAAAUUUCGUUCAAGUGACAAGACGGUGGGCUUGGAUUGCACUGCUAAAAGAUCUGAUAGUGAGAGGAGAAAUUCUCAUCUUUUUCGGGAAAUACAAAAAAGAAAGAAAAGAUCUUUUGACAUUGACAGUGAUACAGAGAGCAUAUUGUCAUUGGUCUCAUUUUCGUCUCAUAAUUCAAAGAGAAGAAGUUGGAAUGAGUCGGAGAUUUUGGAAGUUAAAGAAAUUUUCGAUUCUUCAGUUGUCAAGCACGAUAUCAGACCACCUCGUAGUCACAGUCCAACUGUUUCGUCAGUUCGUUCUGUAAGGUAUGAUAGCUCCGAUGACAAUUCAAGUUCAAUACCAAGAAGAAGAGGAGUAGGCUCUGCAAAGAAAAUGAAGAGUUCCACUAAGAGCAAAGCUUCUUUCUCAAAGAUAAACUGUGAGCAAGCCUCAGAGACAAUUGACCGCUUUGCUAAUGACAGACAAGGGGCAGAAACUGGUAUAUCAUGGGACUCACUCCCCUCGAGCUUGGUGAAGCUUGGAAAGGAGGUUGUAAAGCAAAGAGACAUCGCUCUGGUUGCAGCUACUGAUUCUUUGCAAGAAGCGUGUGCAGCUGAGAGGUUGCUCAAUUCCUUAAGCAAGUUUUCAGAGUUCCAUUUAGCUGAACAAGAUGAUCUCCAGCCUCAUGUUGAUAAUUUUUUUGAUCUUCAAGAUGACAUGGCUCAGACACGAUUAAUAUUACAGUCACUUACAAAUAUAAGUCCACUUAGAACUUCAGGAGAAGCUGCUCAUUCAACUUAUAACACCAGUUCAGUUAAGGAAGCAUUGACCAUUGCAGUUCAGAGAAAGAAAAAUUCAUCCAUGUGGAUAAAAUCUGCUGUGGCUCUUGAUCUUUCACCAUGCUCCACUGUUCUCAAUCCAAUCCGUAACACUAUGGCUGUCACCAAUACGCCGAAGAAGUCAAGCAUAUCAAAUCGAAGUACCAAACCUAAUGGGUCAUAUAUUAUCAAAUCACAUAGGAACACUGAUGAGAUUCCCUUCUUAUUGUCGUCUGACAAAGAUGAGCAGCCUGACUGGACUAGAGGAAGCACAAUGCCUACAGCCACUUUCCUAGCUUCUUCAUUGCAGAACGAGUGUAGAAAAUUGUUUUUGGGACAUGUAGAGAAGUACCUAGAUGAGGUUGAAAUAAAAGCCUCUUCAAUGGUAGUAGAUAGUCAAAUAGCAGAAAUGAUGUAUAAGGUGAAGAGAGUCAAUGAUUGGUUAGAUAUGAUAAUCAAUAAGGAGGCGAAUGCUGGAAAGGAUGGAAGCUUCGAUGAUUCAGAAAUUGAAGUUUGUCAAAAGGUAAGGAACAAAAUAUAUGGGAUCUUACUGAAGUAUGUUGAGAGAACUGCUAUGGCUUUUGGAAGUAGCAGUUAAAGGCCUGGUGAUAUCAAACUUGAAGACUGUAUAUUGAAGCCACAAAGUUCAGAUAUAAGUACAAUACUUGCUACGUAUAAAAUGUGAGAGUGAAAAUGUAUACAUGCAUAGAUCUUCUCUAAGAGAUGAUUUGUGCAUCAUUUUUUUUUUCAUUUCCACUCUCCUGAAUACUUGAUAUUUCUUAGUAUAUCUUAACACUGUUGUCUGUGCAGACAUCCUGUAAAUAUAACUCCACGUAAAUGUGCAAUACAGAUACUGAGUCCAUGAUUAUGAUUUAUGAGUA
Solanum dulcamara is the source of this 2671-nucleotide messenger RNA. RefSeq lists its product as uncharacterized. NCBI's taxonomy places the organism in Eukaryota, Viridiplantae, Streptophyta, Magnoliopsida, Solanales, Solanaceae. The record is from RefSeq and is a predicted model, not a curated record. The transcript has 4 exons. The coding region runs from base 316 to 2388 and encodes 690 amino acids.